This is a messenger RNA of Monopterus albus (swamp eel), 3946 nucleotides long. It is a transcript of the gene rbm26, whose product is annotated as RNA binding motif protein 26. Gene Ontology annotation, cellular component: nucleus. The record is from RefSeq and is a predicted model, not a curated record. Gene Ontology annotation, molecular function: RNA binding; metal ion binding. The transcript has 22 exons. The coding region runs from base 366 to 3398 and encodes 1010 amino acids. NCBI's taxonomy places the organism in Eukaryota, Metazoa, Chordata, Actinopteri, Synbranchiformes, Synbranchidae.
GAGUUAAGCGUGGAUGAUUUAUUUUUUAGUUUAGCGGAUAAAACUAAUUUAUAACUUUCAGCUUUUGUUUUUUGAACACUGAGAAAGAAUAUAUUUGCCUUUUCAUUAUUAGUAUAAUAAAUAAGCCAUCAAAGUUGGGGAAUUUUGUCCGUUUGGGGCCUGUAAAGACAUAUGCUAACUUAGCUAACAUUACGUUUAUGUGUUCAGCUAACAGCUAACGUCGCUUUUAGUAGCACAAACUAGCCAAAGACAACUGAACUGGUUUCACUAUUUAAUGUUUGCGAUCCUUUUAAACAGAUAAAUACCGUUAUCACAGCUAACGUUGACUCUGGCGGUGGUUGUGGGAAAGGUCGGCUGCAUCUAAAAUGAUCAUUGAAAACCUCGAUGCCUUGAAAACAUGGCUGUCUGAAACGUUGGAGCCUAUCUGUGAUGCAGACCCUUCUGCCCUCGCCAAGUAUGUUGUUGCUUUGGUGAAGAAAGACAAAAGUGAAAAGGAACUUAAGGCUCUGUGUAUAGACCAGUUGGAUGUAUUUCUACAGAAAGAGACCCAACCAUUUGUGGAUAAGCUGUUUGAAGCUGUUAACAACAAAAGCUACCUCCCACAGCCAGAGCAGCCACCCCCUCUGGGCAAAGCUGAUAAAGAUGAGCAGAAGAAAGAUGAGACAAAUCGGGAAGAAGAACGAGAGAAGAAGUUUUCUCGGCGACUAACUCACAGCCCUCCACAAUCAAGCUCUCGUUACAGUAGAGAAAACAGGAGAGGAGAUGACCGAAAGAGAGACGAGCGCUCCAGGAAGAGGGAUUAUGAUCGCAACCCACCAAGGAGGGACUCAUAUCGUGAUCGCUACAAUCGCAGAAGAGGUCGCAGUUACAGUCGUAGUCGCAGUCGGAGUUGGAGCAAGGACCGCAUCCGAGACCGUGACAGAGAGAGGGACAGGGAUAGAGACAGGGACAGAGAUAGGGAUCGAGAUCGUAGCAGGAGCCGGUCCCAUAGCAGAACUCGAUCUAGAAGCAGGAGCAGAGAACGAGACUCAGGAAAGUUGAAAUAUGACCACGAUCGCGUGGACAGGGCGGAAAGUGGUGAUUGCUACACCCCGGCAGCCCUGGUCUCCUCUGCAACCACUUCACACUUCCCUGUGCCAGCACUCAGCAGCGCCAUUACAGUUAUCGCCCCCACACAUCAUCACAGCAACAACACCACUGAGAGUUGGUCAGACUUCCACCCUGAGCACCCUGUGGAUCCCGGUCCUUUUAGUAGAGGACCACCUCCUCAACAGAGGAAGCGAUGCCGUGACUAUGAUGAGAAGGGCUUCUGCAUGAGAGGGGACAUGUGCCCUUUCGACCAUGGAAAUGACCCAGUUGUAGUAGAAGAUGUCAAUUUGCCCAGUAUGUUGCCCUUCCAACCUCCACCCAUGCCAGGUGUGGACCCACCACCGCCCCCAGGCCUCCCACCACCACCACCUCUCAUGAACCCCCCACCUGUGAACUUGCGACCCCCUGUGCCCCCACCAGGCACUCUCCCACCCAGCCUUCCACCUGUUGCAGGUCCCCCUCCCCCGCUUCCUCCGCUGCAACCAUCAGGCAUGGAUGCUCCUCCUAAUUCCAUCACCAGCUCUGUUCCGACCAUUGUCACCUCUGGGAUGCGCUCCUCCCUUCCUCGGGCCUCAGUGCCGCUUUUCAACUCUGACAAUUAUGAGACAGAUGUGUACAAUCCUGAGUCUCCCAGCAUCACCAGUACCCCCAGACCAGUCUACCGCCACCGGGUCAAUGCCCAGAGACCCAAUCUGAUUGGUCUCACAAUGGGGGAGGUGGACCAGCCACAGAGAGACAAGGUUCCUAACAACAGUAUUAGGAUUGUUAUGGAAUCUGAUUCGAGGAAGAGGCCAGCAAUCCCCCAUGACGGAGGCCCUCCUUCCAAGAAACCUUGGUUUGACAAGCCCACCUUUAACAAACCCAAUCACCAGGGCUACCACAAAAGAGUCCCUUUCUCUGCUAAUAGCAAGCUGCUGGUUCGGCAGAUUCCCCCUGAGCUCAACAACAUCAGCAAACUCAAUGAACAUUUCAGCAAGUUUGGCACCAUCGUCAACCUACAGGUGGCCUACCAGAAUGACCCAGAGGGAGCACUGAUCCAGUUUGCCUCUCCAGAUGAGGCCAAGCGGGCUAUGCAAAGCACAGAGGCCGUUCUCAACAACCGCUUCAUCAAAGUCCAUUGGUUUCGUGAUGAUGGGACUGAUGGACAGAGCCGGUCUCAUGCGCAGGCACAGCCUCAGUCACAACCCACCACGCAGCCCUCAGCAGCAUCUCUGAAGCACUCUAUCAAAGAUCGCCUUGGACCUGUUCUCCCUGCAAACUUUGAGCCAUCCCAAGAUUCCAGUGUAGCCUCACAGAAUCCCUCUAAAGUGUCAGUGAAGGACCGUUUGGGUUUCUCUGCCAAACCUGCAACUCCUGUUGAAAAAGUGUUUUCGACAUCCAUGGGCCUCACAAAAACUGUAUACAAUCCUGCUGCCCUGAAGACUGCUCAGAAACCAUCAGAGGAAGCCCUGAAAAAGAAGCAGGAAGCCCUAAGAUUACAGCAGGAUGUAAGGAAGAAGAAGCAGGAAAUAUUGGAGAAACACAUAGAGACACAGAAGCUCUUGAUUUCCAAACUUGAGAAGAACAAAGCAAUGAAGGCAGAGGACAAAGCCAAGAUCAUGGAAACUUUGGACAAGUUAACCAAGAGCAUCACCAAACUACAAGAGGAGAUAAAGGGGAUUUCAGGCAGCAACAACAACCCGCUACGCACUGUGAAGAGCAAGGCCCAGGCUCAGAAGGAACUGCUGGACGCAGAGCUGGAUCUCUACAAGAAAACGCAAGCUGGAGAAGACACUGCUUUGCUGAAGAUAAAGUAUACCCAGCUGCAGAUUGAGGCGGCUAAGAGGGGACUCCUGUCUCCAGGACGAGGCCGAGGAAUCCACAUCUGGGGCCGUGGUGGUCUCAGGGCCCGGGGACGGGGCUCAAGAGGGCGUGGAAGAGGCGUACCAGUGCAUGCAGUUGUGGACCAUCGACCACGAGCACUGGAGAUUUCUGGUUUCACUGAAGCAGAUCAUGUAGACUUGCUACCGCACUUUGCUCAAUUUGGAGACAUUGAAGAUUGCCAGAUUCAUGAAAGCAACCUGUCUGCAGUCAUCUCCUACAAGACUAGAGCAGAGGCAGAACAGGCAGCUCUUCAUGGAGUGAGAUUCAAUAACAAGAUUUUACGCCUGGCCUGGCAUAAGCCUGUCACGACACUCAGUACUGCAGAUGCUGAUGAGGCGGAACCAGAGGAGGAUGAGUACCCGGAAGAGUCGCUGAGUGACAAUGCAUUGCUGCAGGACGAUGAUGAGGAAGAAGAUGACAACGAGCCGCGCUCCUGGCGCAGAUGAAGAUCAGUCAGAUGCCUCCUCCCUGGUUUCCAAGAAACAGAAGACAAGCAACAGUCCAGCAACUUCACAACAUUUCAGUGCCUGUUUAUAAAUCAACAAGGCACAUUUCACUCUGGCUAGACCCCCUCACCCCCCUCCCACACCUCAUAUACAGACAUGUAACUGGCAGAAGAACCAUGUGAGAGUUUGAUUAAUUUUAGUGUGUGUAUACCACUAAUUUCUUUUUAAAAAUGCUCUUAAUGUAGAAAUAGUUCUCUUAUUUUUAUUAUUUUUUUUCACAAAAUGCAUAAUUUGUCUGUACAUGUGAUGGCUAAUUACAUAAAGAUACAUUUGUUAAACUGUUUCAGAAAACAAAACCUAUGUUGUCUAUAAAUGAAUGACAGACUAGUUUUUGCAAGGUAGUAUUAGGUUAAAUGCUCAUGUGUAAAUAUUUUAUGUCUAGGGUUAAAUGAUUUGUAUGAAAGCUUGGCUUUUCAGUUUUUGGCUUUAUUUUGGAUUGUACAAAAAAUAAAGAAUUGAAAUGGUCUGAAAAAUCCUGCCCAAAACAA